Molecule: messenger RNA, 2313 nt
Organism: Heterocephalus glaber (naked mole-rat)
Lineage: Eukaryota; Metazoa; Chordata; Mammalia; Rodentia; Bathyergidae
Gene: Lgals3bp
Product: galectin 3 binding protein
Cellular component (GO): extracellular matrix; membrane
Source: RefSeq, a predicted model, not a curated record
GUUUCUGGGAAGUGAAACUAGACUUUUCAAGGCAUUUCCGGGGAUCUGUCUGAACACAUCACACAGGGAAGGUUUUCUGGGCCCUCUGCAGAGGGUCUCUCCACACAGAGCUCCUGCAGCGGCCGGAGGGAGGCUCCAGGACGCCUUCAGUAGCUGCCUUGGGCAGGGUCAUGCUUGCAGCCAAGACCAUGGCUGUCCUGUGGCUCCUCUGGCUGUGGCUGCUGGUCCCAGGGACUCAAGGUGCACAAGAUGGGGACAUGCGGCUGGUCAAUGGGACCACAGCCAACGAGGGCCGCGUGGAGAUCUUCUACGGAGGCCAGUGGGGGACAGUGUGUGACAACCUCUGGAACCUGGUCGAUGCCACUGUCGUCUGCCGCGCCCUGGGCUUCCAGAAUGCCACGGAGGCGCUGGGCGGAGCUGCCUUUGGGUCAGGAACUGGCCCUGUCAUGCUGGAUGAGGUACAGUGCACGGGGACAGAGCCCUCACUGGCCAGCUGCAGGUCCCUGGGCUGGCUGAAGAGCAACUGCAGGCACGACAAGGACGCGGGCGUGGUCUGCGCCAAUGAGACCAGGCCCGAGCACACUCUCGACCUCUCCGGGGAGCUCUCCACCGCCCUCGGCCUGAUCUUCGACAGCCAGCGGGGCUGCGACCUGUCCAUCCAGGUGGUGGGGCAGGGCCAGGAGGUGCUGGGCUUCUGCGCCCACACGGUGAUCCUGACCGCCAACCCGGAAGCGCAGGCCCUAUGGGAGGAGCCGGGCAGCAGCAUGGUCAUGCGCGUGGACAGCGAGUGCAUGUUCGUCGCCAGGGACUUUCUGAGGUACUUCUACUCCCGGAGGAUCGAAGUCUCCCUGCUGUCCAUCAAGUGCUUGCACAAGCUGGCAUCUGCCUAUGGGGCUGAGCAGCUGCAGGACUACUGUGCGCGGCUCUUCUCCACCCUGCUCCCCCAGGACCCCUCUUUCCGAACGACCCUGGACCUCUACGCCUAUGCACAGGAUACGGGUGACACCCUGCUGGAGGAGCGGUGUGUGCAGUUCCUGGCCUGGAACUUCGGGGCCUUGACACAGGCUGAGGCCUGGCCAAGUGUCCCCGCAGCCCUGCUCCAGGCCCUCCUCCUCAGGAGCAAGGUGGUCGUGCCCAGCGAGCUGGCCCUGCUGCAGGCUGUGGACAGCUGGAUCAGGGAGCAGGGUGCCUCCCAGAGGGAGGCCGAGGUCCUGCUGGAGCAGGUGCGCUUCCCCAUGAUGCUGCCCGAGGAGCUCUUCCAGCUGCAGUUCAACCUGUCCCUGUACCUCGACCACAAGGCCCUGCUCCAGAGAAAGAUCCUGCAGGCCCUGGAGUUCCACACGGUGCCCCUGUGGCUUCUGGCCCAGUACCAGGGCCUGAACCUCACCGAGGAUGCCUACAAGCCCCGGAUUUACACCUCGGCCACCUGGAGCGCCUUGGUGACAGCCAGUUCUGAUUCCCAGAACUGGAGGUAUCAGACCCGAGGUUAUCAAUACUAUUAUGAGAAAAGAUUCUCUUCUGGCUACAUGAACAGCCCAUACAAGUCCUUCCAGACCCCACAGCACCCUAGCUUCCUCUUCAAGAAGAGGCUGGUCUCCUGGACUCUCUCCUACCUCCCCACCGUAGAGAGCUGCUGGAACCUUGGAUUCUCCUGCUUCUCGGACGAGCUCCCAGCCUUAGGCCUCACCAGGUCUGGUUCCUCGGAUCCCAGCAUCGGCUACGAAAACACAGCCCUGAUGCUCUGCGGACGGAGCAUUGUGGUGGACGUCAUGGGCUUCCAGGGCUCGAAGACCUCCAUCCCCAGCGCCCUGGGCACCAACAGCUCUAGGAGCACUUCCACCUUUCCCUGUGCCUCAGGUUCCUUCAGCAGCUUCCGCGUGGCCAUCCGCCCCUUCUACCUGACCAACACGACCAGCCUGGGCUAGGUGAUGCCACCCAGAUGCUAGGCCGUGGUGCUGGGGAAGUGGGGCACGGGCCAGGCACCCACACCAAGGCUCCCCUCCUUUGCCCCUUCCUCUCUGGAGCUACCUCCAACUUCCGGCCACCAGAUGUCUCCCUGCUUCCACUGGCCUCUAUGACCUUAAAAAAAUUACCAGAAGGCCUUGACUAGCACUCACCACGGAACCUGAGAUUUUCAGUACUCCAAUGGGUGCUAAGGUCCCACAGGUGCUGAGGUCACAGUACUCUCUCUCACUGCCUGGCUGGCUUCCAGGUGGGGAGACAACUAGGUCACUGUAGGAUUCCUAGGGCCCCUUGCAGAUGCUCCAUCCACUGCUUUCACGCCUCUGAGACCAUUAAAACCACACUUCCAUA